Molecule: messenger RNA, 1618 nt
Organism: Acinonyx jubatus (cheetah)
Lineage: Eukaryota; Metazoa; Chordata; Mammalia; Carnivora; Felidae
Gene: KRT34
Product: keratin 34
Exons: 7
Coding region: 56-1237 (393 amino acids)
Molecular function (GO): structural molecule activity
Source: RefSeq, a predicted model, not a curated record
CUCACCACAUCCACCUAGAUUAGCUUACUUGCUCUCCAUCACCUCUCCCUGCACCAUGCCUUACAACUGCUGCCUUCCCAACCUGAGCUGCCGCUCCACCUGCUGCUCCCGGCCCUGCGUGCCCCCCAGCUGCCACACCUGUACCCUGCCCGGGGCCUGCAACAUCCCCGCCAACGUGGGCAACUGCGGCUGGUUCUGCGAGGGCUCCUUCAAUGGCAGCGAGAAGGAGACCAUGCAGUUCCUGAACGACCGCCUGGCCAGCUACCUGGAGAAGGUGCGCCAGCUGGAGCGGGAGAACGCGGAGCUGGAGACCAGGAUCCGGGAGUGGUGCCAGCAGCAGGUGCCCUUCGUGUGCCCCAGCUACCAGUCCUACUUCCGGACCAUCGAGGAGCUCCAGCAGAAGAUUCUGUGUGCCAAGUCUGAGAAUGCCAGGCUGGUGGUGCAGAUCGACAACGCCAAGUUGGCCUCUGAUGACUUCAGAACCAAGUAUGAGACGGAGAUGGGCUUGAGGCAGCUGGUGGAGUCAGACAUCAACGGCCUGCGCAGGAUCCUGGACGAGCUGACUCUGUGCAAGUCUGACCUGGAGGCCCAGGUGGAGUCCCUGAGGGAGGAGCUGCUGAGCCUCAAGAAGAACCACGAGGAGGAAGUCAACACCCUGCGCUGCCAGAUCGGAGACCGCCUCAACGUGGAGGUGGACGCGGCCCCCACCGUGGACCUGAACCGCGUGCUCAACGAGACCAGGAGCCAAUAUGAGGCCCUGGUGGAGACCAACCGCAGGGACGUGGAGGAAUGGUUCACCACCCAGACGGAGGAGCUGAACCAGCAGGUGGUGUCCAGCUCGGAGCAGCUGCAGUCCUGCCAGGCGGAGAUCAUCGAGCUGAGACGCACGGUCAACGCCCUGGAGAUCGAGCUGCAGGCCCAGCACAACCUGAGGGACUCCCUGGAGAACACGCUGACGGAGACCGAGGCGCGCUACAGCGCCCAGCUGGGCCAGGUGCAGUGCAUGAUCACCAACGUGGAGUCCCAGCUGGCCGAGAUCCGCUGUGACCUGGAGCGGCAGAACCAGGAGUACCAGGUGCUGCUGGACGUCAAGGCCCGGCUGGAGGGCGAGAUCAACACGUACCGGGGCCUGCUGGAGAGCGAGGACUGCAAGCUUCCCUGCAACCCAUGUGCUACCACCAACGCUUGUGGCAAUUCCUGCGGGUCCUGUGGUGCCUCUCAAACGCGUUGCUCUUAAUUUAAGAACUUGCACCCUCUUUGAAGACAACAAUGAAGCCACUCUGAUCAAGCAAAGGAAAGGUCCUCGGGUCUUGCCUUCUUUGGAGCCUAGCCAUGCCAAAUAUGAUAUCUCUAGACAUGAAAAUGCCUUCCAGAUUCAACAAGCAAAGGCACACAUGGUUAACUUCCAAUGUCUGGGAAAUCCCUUUCUGUUGAAGUUCGAGUGUCUUUGUUUCUGAAGAUGUCCACCUCCAUGGUGUCUGAGCUCCAGGUAUUACUUUUAGGCCAUUUCCUGUAUGUAUUGUGUUUCCUGUUUUUCUUGCUUCUUUGGUAUUCUCUGGAAUGCAAGGAAGCUACUUCAUUUACUUCCCAAUAAACUUCAUUUCUCUGGCAUAAUAAA